Chondrus crispus (carragheen) is the source of this 1287-nucleotide messenger RNA. RefSeq lists its product as hypothetical. Gene Ontology annotation, molecular function: protein binding; ubiquitin protein ligase activity. Bases 1 to 1287 code for a protein of 428 amino acids. Lineage: Eukaryota; Rhodophyta; Florideophyceae; Gigartinales; Gigartinaceae. The record is from RefSeq and is a predicted model, not a curated record. The transcript has a single exon.
AUGAUCUCGUUUCUCGAGGACGCGAGGACCAAAAAAGCUUCCGCCUUGAACAAACUCAAACACCAGCUCUCGCUCAUCGACAAUGAUCUCGCAGUCUUGCGCCGCCGCACCGUCGAUAUGGACGACUUUCUCUUCCCCAACGGCAACUACGACGCGCAAAUCGCCUCCCUGCCCGAUUCCAUGCCCCCCGAGCUGAGCACGAGGAACCAACUCAUUGCUCGUUACAGGGACAACGUCGAGACCGCAUAUUUCCAACGACGCUCCGCACCGGAUGACGAUUACCGCGCCCUCGAAGAGAUUACCAACAUGCUCGUCGAUGCCACUUCCGUCUCGGGCGUCACGAAGCGCUCCAGCAUACAGCACAUCGACAUUUUGAGAAGCAAUCACAAUUUGAUUUCUUCCAUCGAGUUCAACACCCCGGCAACGCUCUUUGCCACCGCGGGCGUUACCAAGCGCAUCAAAGUUUUUGACUUCAACACCAUGCUCCCCGCAUCGGAAACCGACGACCUCAACCACCAUCACUACCCCAUCCUUGAGAUUCCCACAGUCUCCAAGCUCUCUUGCCUGUCCUGGAGCAGAAAGCAGACAUCAAUUUUGGCAGCCUCGACCUACAAGGGAGACAUUCUCAUCCACGACACCGAGACAAACACACAACUCAAAGCCUUGCGAGAACACACCCAGCGAACCUGGUAUGUCGACUUUUCACUCCUCCGACCCACCCUUCUCCUGUCGGGAUCUGACGAUCGCACCGUCAAACUCUGGGACGUUGAUCGCCAGUCAGAGUCAGUCAUGACCUUGCAAACCAAAGCAAACGUGUGCUGCGUCAAAUUCAACCCGCACGAAUCGCAUGAGUUCGCGUUCGGGUCGGCAGACCACAACGUGUACUCGUACGACUUGCGCCACCCACGCACGCCGCUUUGUGUGUUUGAAGGUCACUGGCGUGCCGUCUCGCACGUACUCUUCAUGAACCGAAGUGAACUCAUCUCUGCUUCCACUGACUCGUCCUGCAAGCUGUGGAACGUGCAAAAGCAGGAGCCGGGCCUCAGCUACGCAGGACACACCAACAACAGAAAUUUUGUCGGGCUGAGUGGCAGGGGCGACUUCUUCGCAUGUGGGUCAGAAGACAACUCGUUGUACGUGUACAACAAGCGGUUUGCAGGGCCUGUUGUGAGAUACGGGUUUGGAUCCAGGGCGGAAUUUGUGAGUACGGUGGCGUGGAAGCCCGACUCCAACGUAUUGGUAGCGGCUAACAACACGGGUGGCAUCGAGGUCCUCGAGGUGCACUGA